Molecule: messenger RNA, 903 nt
Organism: Ochotona princeps (American pika)
Lineage: Eukaryota; Metazoa; Chordata; Mammalia; Lagomorpha; Ochotonidae
Gene: NCCRP1
Product: NCCRP1, F-box associated domain containing
Exons: 6
Coding region: 52-831 (259 amino acids)
Biological process (GO): glycoprotein catabolic process; SCF-dependent proteasomal ubiquitin-dependent protein catabolic process
Cellular component (GO): SCF ubiquitin ligase complex; cytoplasm
Molecular function (GO): ubiquitin protein ligase activity
Source: RefSeq, a predicted model, not a curated record
CCGGAGUCCCAGCGCAACCGGGCCAGUCGCCCAGGCCGGAGGGACGUUGGCAUGGAGGAGGUGCGGGACGACGAGGUGCUGCGGACCGAGACGGAGCCCGCGGGACCCGCGGAGCCCCAGGAGCCGCCCUCGCCGCCCUCGCCACCGCCGCCGCCGUCGCCACCAUCGCCCGCCGCCCCGGAGCCCGAGUCGCCGUCCGAGGCCGGCGCCCGGCAGCUGCUGCUGGACGAAUGGGGGCCGCUGGGCGGGGGGCUGCAGCUGCCUGCGCGCCUCACCUGGAAGCUGCUGCUGGUGCGGCGGCCGCUCUACCGCAACCUGCUGCGCUCGCCCAACCCGGAGGGCAUCAACAUCUACCAGCCAGCGCCUCCUACUGGUCCCACCAAGCAACCCCUGCAGGCGCUGGGCAAUUUCCGCGGAUGGCACAUUGGAACGGAGCAGCUCCAGCAGGGACUCAGCUGGACCGUGAAGCAGCAGUGCGUAGACCUCCUGGCCGAGGGCCUGUGGGAGGAGCUCCUGGAUGAUGAGCAGCCAGACAUCACCAUCAUGGACUGGUAUGAGGACAGCCGGCUGGAUGCAUGCGUCUAUGAGCUGCAUGUGUGGCUGCUGGCCGCUGACCGCCGCUCGGUCAUUGCACAGCACCACGUGGCCCCCCAAACCGGAGGGAGAGGUCCACCUGGCCGCUGGGUCCAGGUGUCCCAUGUGUUCCGCCAGUACGGGCCUGGUGUGCGCUUUGUCCACUUUCUGCACAAGGCCAAGAACCGUACGGAGCCCAGGGGACUGUGGCGGACCAGGGUGACCGAUUCCUCCGUGUCUGUGCAGCUCCGGGAGUGACCGCGUCUCAGCUGCCCUGCCCCUCCAUACCUCCCUGUCCCCCCUCUUCCUGUGCUCUCAGCAUGUCCUUGU